AUGAUAAACUACGAGAAGAGAUUCGGAGCGUUCAAUCUACUUUUGAGAUUCUACGGCUCGCAAUGGCCUCGAGCGACGCUACUCGCCCUGCCCAGCGCCAUUCUCGCCGGGCUUCUCUCCGCGUUUAUAUUCGUCGAUAAAACUCAACACCUCUUCCUCCACCCAUACCCCUAUGCCGUAUUCAGCGGCGUCGUCGCCUUCAUCCUCAUCUUCCGCACCAAUCUCAGCUACGCGCUCGAAAUGGGGAGACGCCGCAAUCCAGGUGAGCCAUCGCUGCUGCAAUUCGCAGUCGCUUUUUAUCAUUCUAUACUCUCUCUCCCCUAUUUCAACCAUUUUGCCGUCCAGCUUCGAUCGUUGUGCUCGCACGCCUGCUCGCACCUAGCGCACACAUUCCUCGCCCAAGUUCGCAUUGCUUUGGACUCGCCCAACCCGGCUAAUCUCCCUCCCGAUUCCUUCCGUCUGUCCGUCUGGUUCCCGCUUUUCCCGCCUCGCCUUCCGCAGGUGAUAUCGUUUGACGAGGGAGCCAAAGAGCCGGUGCCGGGGGGGAUUCGGUUCCGCUCCGAGUUUGUGCACACCAUGAGCCUCAUGCAUGCGCUCGCGCUGCAGGUAUGCAGCAUGGCUUGUGAAUUAGCAACCUGCGAAUCCAUGCACACGCCCGCACUUCUGCCCGCGCUAAACACUUGCUCGCUGCAAGCCUUCCUUUUCUCUCUAUCACUGUCUCUCUCUUGUCUGUGCGACUUAUUCUCUUUCCCCUCUCACCUCCCACUCCUUUCCAUCGCCCUGUCUGAUAUCCGUGCGGAGCAGAGACUAAGGGGGGACUCCUACCUGAGCAACUUAACUUAUGGUCGUUUCAUGGACAUCCCACCAGAGCCGCCAGUGGACGCGGAUCAGGUGGAGGAGUGGAACCGAGUGCGCGGAAACAAGUCUUUGGUCUUCCUGAGAGCCCACCGCCCCCACCUGGAGAAGUACUGGCGGGCGCUGCCGCUGGCAGUGCUGGGGGGGGUGAACCCCACGGAGUGCAGCAUCCUGGAACCUUCCCGCGACCGUGUGUACCUGGUGAUGUGCUGGCUGCACCGCGCGCUCGUGGCUCGCCGCAUGGCGGGAGGGAUCUCACAGGACGCCCCUAUCGUGUCCAGAAUAUACCAAGUGUUGUCAGACGGCAUGCUGGGGUAUGAAAACGCACUCAAGAUAGUGAACACGCCCUUCCCCUUCCCCUUCGCACAGUGCGUGGCUCUCCUCCUGCACAUCAACGCCCUCAUCAUCCCGCUCCUCAUGGCCGACUGGCUAGCAGACCCCUACCUAGCAUCUGCAAUCACCUUUCUCUCCGUCUUCUCCUUCUAUCUUCUCAACGAAGUGGCGAGAGAAAUUGAAGAACCAUUCCGGUUCGACCCAAAUGAUCUCCCAGUGGUUUACCUCCAUCAUAAGUUCAACGAGCGGCUUGUCACGGCGUUUUCACGAAGCGUGUUUCCCGCGGACGGACUGUUUACGCACAUUGAUGAGAAGGAGAUGGCGUGGCUUUUAGCUAAGCACCGGCCGGUGACAGUGGUGAAGGUAGUGGAUGAGAAGGUGGGUGCCAAGGACUGUGUUAUCGAUGUGCUGUGCGGCGACAAGCUUGGAGAGAAGGCCCGGGCCGAGGCUGGUCUCCUCUCCGCAUUCAUAUUCGUCGAUAGAAACCAGCACCUAUUUCUCCAUCCAUACCCCUAUGCGGUAUUCAGCGGCGUCGUCGCCUUCAUCCUCAUCUUCCGCACCAACCUCAGCUACGCGUUCCAAAUGGGGAGAUGCCGCGACCCAGACCACAUGUUCACAAUGCCUUGCUUACACCUCCCUUUCCCCCUCUCCUCGCCCUCUUUGCAGGUGAUAUCGUUUGACGAGGGAGCCGAGGAGUCGGUGCCGGGCGGGAUUCGAUUCCGCUCUGAGUUUGUGCACACCAUGAGCCUCAUGCAUGCGCUUGCGAUGCAGAGACUAAGAGGAGACUCGUACCUCAGCAACUUAACUUAUGGUAGAUUCAUGCACAUCCCACCAGAGCCGCCCGUGGACGCGGAUCAGGUGGAGGAGUGGAACCAUUCUUGUGGCCCCUCCAUUUGCUUUCCUCUCUGCCCCUCUCCCUCUCUGCCUCUCUACUGCUGCUGCACAGGACGUUUCAUGGACAUCCCACCAGAGCCGCCAGUGGACGCGGAUCAGGUGGAGGAGUGGAACCGAGUGCGCGGAAACAAGUCUUUGGUGUUCUUGAGAGCCCACCGCCCCCACCUGGAGAAGUACUGGCGGGCGCUGCCGCUGGCAGUGCUGGGGGGGGUGAACCCCACGGAGUGCAGCAUCCUUGAACCUUCCCGCGACCGUGUGUACCUGGUGAUGUGCUGGCUGCACCACGCGCUCGUGGCUCGCCGCAUGGCGGGAGGGAUUUCCCAAGACGCCCCUAUCGUCUCCAGAAUAUACCAAGUGCUGUCAGACGGCAUGCUGGGGUACGAGAACGCGCUCAAGAUAGUGAACACGCCCUUCCCCUUCCCCUUCGCGCAGUGCGUCGCUCUGCUCCUGCACAUCAACGCCCUUGUAAUUCCCCUCCUUAUGGCCGACUGGCUCGCCGACCCCUUCCUCGCUUCAGCAAUCACCCUGCUCUCCGUCUUCUCCUUCUAUCUUCUCAAUGAAGUGGCAAGAGAAAUUGAAGAGCCGUUUCGCUUCGACCCAAACGAUCUCCCCGUGGUGUACCUCCAUCAUAAGUUUAACGAGCGGCUUGUUACAGCGUUUUCGAGAAGUGUUUUCCCUGCGGAUGGGUUGUUUACACACAUUGAUGAGAAGGAAAUGGAGUGGCUUUUAGCUAAGCACCGGCCGCUGACGGUGAAGAAAGGAUUGGAGGAGAAGCUGGGAGUGAGUGCCAAGGACUGCGUUGUCGAUGUGCUGUGCGGCGCCAAGCCUGGAGAAAAGAGAUACUGGGAGGGGCGAACCAUGCUCGCACAAAUGAGGUCCGUCGGUUGUCUCAUCCUUUCCAUGUCUCGUCCUUUCCACGUCUCGACCUUCCCAUGCCCCGUCCUUCCCAUGCCCCGUCCUUCCCAUGCCCCGUCCUUCCCAUGCCCCGUCCUUCCCAUGCCCCGUCCUUCCCAUGCCCCGUCCUUCCCAUGCCCCGUCCUUCCCAUGCCCCGUCCUUCCCAUGCCCCGUCCUUCCCAUGCCUCGCCCUCUCUUCUCUUCUCUUCUCUUCUCUUCUCUUCUCUUCUCUUCUCUUCUCUUCUCUCCUCUCCUCUCCUCGCCCUCAUGCAGUUCGAAAUGGGGAGACGCUGCAAUUCAGUCGACUCAAAACCGGGUGGAAUAUGGAUCCCGUCCCAUCUCGUCUCCCCCUCCUCUCCUUCCGUCUGCACCUCUGGCCUUUCCGUUUUCCUCACCCCUCUCGCCCUCCACAGGUCAUAUCGUUCGAUGAGGGGGGGCAGGAGGAGCCAGUGGAGCCGGGCGGGAUUCGAUUCCGCUCCGAGUUCGUGCACACCAUGAGCCUCAUGCACGCCCUCGCGCUGCAGGUAUGCCUUUUCGGUCGAUUCAUGGACAUCCCACCAGAGCCGCCAGUGGACUCGGAUCAGGUGGAGGAGUGGAUCAAUAGCCGCCUCAUAAUCAGAUUCCCCUCUGCCUCGCUCUGCUUCUCUGCCCCUCCGGCUCUCUCUCCCACGCGGGUCGAUUCAUGCACAUCCCACCAGAGCCGCCAGUGGACGCGGAUCAGGUCCUCCAUUUUCCUGAGAGCCCACCGCCCCCACCUGGAGAAGUACUGGCGGGCGCUGCCGCUGGCAGUGCUGGGGGGGGUGAACCCCACGGAGUGCAGCAUCCUGGAACCUUCCCGUGACCGUGUCUACCUGGUGAUGUGCUGGCUGCACCGGGCGCUCGUGGCCCGCCGCAUGGCGGGGGGGAUCUCACAAGACGCCCCUAUCGUCUCCAGAAUAUACCAAGUUCACCUAGCUGUUGCACUGUUCCGUUCCAUCAAUGAGCCAUCAAUGGGUCGUUCCAUCACGUCUUGUUCUUCCCUAUCCUCACCACACCGUCCCCUCUCUUCCCAUUCCUCCUUUCCCCUCCUUCACCCCCUUCCUCCACCCCCUCCCCCCCACCCUCCUCCCACCUGCUCCCCACCAGACGGCAUGCUGGGGUACGAGAACGCACUCAAGAUAGUGAACACGCCCUUCCCCUUCCCCUUCGCGCAGUGCGUGGCUCUCCUCCUGCACAUCAACGCCCUCAUCAUCCCGCUCCUCAUGGCCGACUGGCUAGCCGACCCGUACCUUGCAUCAGCAAUCACUUUGCUGUCCGUCUUCUCGUUUUAUCUUCUGAAUGAAGUUGCAAGGGAGAUUGAGGAACCGUUUCAAUUCGACCCGGAUGACCUUCCGAUGGUUUAUUUGCAUCACAAAUUCAACGAGCGGCUUGUGACUGCAUUUUCUAUAAGUGUUUAUCCGGCAGACGGCCUUUUCACACAAAUCGACGAGAGGGAGAUGGAGUGGCUUUUAGCAAAGCACCAGCUGGUGAUGGUGACAACAGGAGUGGAGGGGGAAGAGGGAGUUGCUGUGUUGUGCGCCGACGAACCUCGAGAUAAGGUUCGGGCCGAGGCUGGCUCGGGGGGUGGAUGA
Closterium sp. NIES-65 is the source of this 4587-nucleotide messenger RNA. NCBI's taxonomy places the organism in Eukaryota, Viridiplantae, Streptophyta, Zygnematophyceae, Desmidiales, Closteriaceae. The record is from the annotation of a GenBank genome assembly.